CGGUGUGGGGAGUUUCAGAAAGUGCCUGAUUUUAAUCUCUGAAAGAACCUGACGACUUUCUAAUAAUCGAUCACUUUUCUGUUCCUUUGGUCGCCUAACUAAUAUUCGCCUCUGUAGGAUAACAGACUCGUGGCAGUGGCCUCUCGCGGCAGGCUUCGCAUCAGGCAUUGCAGUGGACGUCCCCGGUCCAGGGGUCCUCAAGCCCCUGAAGAUUGACGGGGGACCGCAGGGAUGGCGGCCCGGCAGGCUGGGUGGCUGCGGCCCGCUCUGGGGCUGCGCUUGCUGCUAGUGACUGCAUUUCAAGCGGUGUCUGCUCUUGGGGCUGAGUUUUCGUCAGAGGCAUGCAGAGAGUUGGGUUUCUCCAGCAACUUACUCUGCAGCUCUUGUGAUCUUCUUGGACAGUUUAACCUGCUUCAGCUGGAUCCUGCUUGCAGAGGGUGCUGCCAGGAAGAAGCUCAAUUUGAAACCAAAAAGCUGUAUGCAGGAGCUAUCCUUGAAGUCUGUGGAUGAAAACUGGGGAGGUUCCCUCAAGUCCAAGCUUUUGUCAGAAGCGAUAAGCCCAAACUGUUCAGAGGUCUACAGAUCAAGUAUGUUCGCGGUUCAGACCCUGUCCUAAAGCUUUUGGACGACAACGGGAACAUUGCUGAAGAACUAAGCAUCCUCAAGUGGAACACAGACAGUGUGGAAGAGUUUCUCAGCGAGAAGUUGGAGCGCGUAUAAACCUUGCUUAGUUGUUCUUUUCUUACCAAGUGAACUGUCAGAGCACCUAGAAAAUAACUGAGUUUUGCAUGCUUACAUUGGUCAGUCUUUAUGUAUGCCAUUAAUCUUCUAAUUAGAAGUUGAAGUAGCACCACAGCCUGUAAUAUGUAAGGAGCUGGCAGGCUUACCAAAAUCCAUUUCUUAGUCAUUUCUAUUCUUCUGAACUUGUUGAUAUCCCUAAUGAAAUGCUUUGUAAGAGGCUUCUGGUUAAUUAUGCAAAUACUAGCUUAUGAUAAUUGGUCCAGUUUUAUAAACAACAGAAUCUUAAAUAAGGGAAGGUAAUAAAGGAGAUGCCUCCUUUACUGUGUGCUCUGUUGAAAGUAAUUGAUAGAAAACUACAAAACAAGUAAGAUAUACUGAGCCUCAACAAUGUGCCUGCUCCUCAGAGCCCCUCAGAUCUUUUCUAUUGCCUGGCUUUCUUUUUAGUAGAAAUACUUGUGCCACGCAAAAUUUUUGUAGCCUUAUUAUUACGGAACAGAUUGAAUAUCUACAGUAAGAGUGUAAUACUCAUAAAGGUUUGCAUUAAUGAGGAUUACACAGAAAACCUUUGGUAAGGGUUUGUGUAGAUCUGAUAAUUGGCAAAUUUUUAUGUUUUUAAAUAUUCUUACAGAAGAGUUCCAUUUAAGAAUGUUCACUUAUAGGACCAAAAUAUAAAUAAAAACUUUCAAAAAUGUUUGAAUUUGAAA
This is a messenger RNA of Peromyscus maniculatus bairdii (prairie deer mouse), 1445 nucleotides long. RefSeq names its product selenoprotein F (gene Selenof). Gene Ontology annotation, molecular function: oxidoreductase activity. Gene Ontology annotation, cellular component: endoplasmic reticulum lumen. Lineage: Eukaryota; Metazoa; Chordata; Mammalia; Rodentia; Cricetidae. The record is from RefSeq and is a predicted model, not a curated record.